Molecule: messenger RNA, 1529 nt
Organism: Polyodon spathula (Mississippi paddlefish)
Lineage: Eukaryota; Metazoa; Chordata; Actinopteri; Acipenseriformes; Polyodontidae
Gene: acat2
Product: acetyl-CoA acetyltransferase 2
Exons: 9
Coding region: 130-1317 (395 amino acids)
Biological process (GO): fatty acid beta-oxidation
Molecular function (GO): acetyl-CoA C-acetyltransferase activity
Source: RefSeq, a predicted model, not a curated record
UUUCUAUAUUGAAGCAGGUGAAGGCGGAGAUACAGGACAUAUCUGUAUUGUAAUUUCUAUAGCACUCAUUCAAGGAAUCACGACAGGCUAGAACUAAGGUAGUACGAAUUUAAAAAGAGAACUGGAAAUAUGAGUGAAGAAGCUGUUGUUAUCGUAUCUGCUGCUAGGACACCAAUAGGUUCAUUUAACGGUGCUUUGUCCAGCGUGCCCCUACAUGACCUGGGAUCUGCUGCAAUCCAAGAAGUAUUAAAGAGGGCCAGUUUAAAACCAGAAGAGGUAUCUGAAGUGAUUAUUGGACACGUUUUAACUGCAGGUCAUGGACAGAAUCCUGCACGCCAGGCUAGCGUCUCAGCUGGCAUCCCGUACCCAGUGCCUGCAUGGAGCUGUCAGAUGGUCUGUGGCUCUGGCUUGAAAGCCGUUUGCCUUGGAGCCCAGUCAAUCCUGACAGGAGAGUCUAGUGUUGUUGUUGCGGGAGGAAUGGAAAGCAUGAGCAGGACACCUCAUGCAGUACACAUGCGAGCUGGAACUAAAAUGGGAGAUGCUUCCCUUCAGGACACUAUUAUUUCGGAUGGCUUGACUGAUGCAUUCCACAACUACCAUAUGGGUAUAACAGCUGAGAAUGUUGCCAAGCAAUGGAGCGUCAGUCGUGAAGCACAGGACCAGUUUGCUGUUUUGUCACAAAACAAAGCGGAGGCAGCCCAAAAAGCUGGGUAUUUUGACAAGGAAAUUGUGCCAAUCAAAGUGCCUUCAAGAAAAGGCCCGGUUGAAGUUAGGGUUGAUGAGUUCCCUCGCCAUGGAAGUAACCUUGAUACAAUGUCUAAAUUGAAGCCCUGCUUCCUGAAAGAUGGAACUGGAAGUGUGACUCCUGCUAAUGCCUCAGGAAUAAAUGAUGGGGCUGCAGCCACUGUUCUAAUGAAGAAAUCUGAAGCGAACAGAAGGGGUCUCAAACCAAUGGCACAGAUAGUUUCCUGGGCUCAAGCAGGUUUAGAUCCUACCAUCAUGGGGACUGGACCUAUUCCAGCAAUAACGAAAGCUGUAGAAAAAGCUGGGUGGCUGCUGGAUCAAGUUGAUCUGUUUGAAAUUAAUGAAGCCUUUGCAGCACAGUCUAUUGCAGUCAUGAAAGAACUUGGCCUAAAACCAGAAAAGGUUAAUAUCCAUGGUGGAGCAAUCGCCCUUGGUCAUCCUCUAGGAAUGUCUGGCUGUCGGAUCCUGGUUACACUUCUGCAUGCACUAGAACGAACAGGGGGAAAGCGAGGGGUAGCUAGCCUUUGUAUAGGUGGUGGCAUGGGAAUUGCACUCUGUGUGGAAAGGUUAUGAAAUGGAUGGUCUUGAGUUGAAGGAAAAAAUUAAGGUACUUAAAGAUGAUGUAAGCAGACCUUUGCCAUUCCUAAAAUUGCUCCAAUGUAGGGAAUAACUGAAUUAAAAUGCUUACAAAAAAAUUAAUCCAGAAGUGUACUAUGCUUGUGAAAUGCAUAUCACAUUGUGUGUAUUGUAAAUGUUGACAUUAAUAAAAGUGUUGUGCCAAUAAA